Mus pahari (shrew mouse) is the source of this 3292-nucleotide messenger RNA. It is a transcript of the gene Plekhb2, whose product is annotated as pleckstrin homology domain containing B2. The record is from RefSeq and is a predicted model, not a curated record. NCBI's taxonomy places the organism in Eukaryota, Metazoa, Chordata, Mammalia, Rodentia, Muridae. The transcript is spliced from 8 exons. Gene Ontology annotation, biological process: regulation of cell differentiation. Gene Ontology annotation, cellular component: membrane. The coding region runs from base 118 to 783 and encodes 221 amino acids.
GAGGCGGUGACGCAGGACCUGGACUCCCGCGUCCAGCGGAGAAGCAGGAGAAGCCGGGCGACCUUGCGUUCUCAGCCUGAUCCCUGUCUGGCGGCCUGAACAUUCGCAGCUGGAGAGAUGGCGUUUGUGAAGAGUGGAUGGUUACUUCGACAGAGCACCAUUCUGAAACGCUGGAAGAAGAAUUGGUUCGACCUAUGGUCAGACGGUCACCUGAUCUACUACGAUGAUCAGACUCGGCAGAGCAUAGAGGAUAAGGUCCACAUGCCUGUGGACUGCAUCAAUAUCCGCACGGGGCAUGAGUGCCGGGACAUCCAGCCUCCAGAUGGGAAGCCCAGAGACUGUCUGCUGCAGAUCGUUUGCCGAGACGGGAAGACCGUCAGUCUCUGUGCAGAGAGCACAGACGACUGCCUGGCAUGGAAGUUUACACUGCAGGAUUCCAGAACGAACACAGCUUACGUUGGCUCAGGAAUCCUGUCUGAAGAGACUGCAGUGGCUGCGUCGCCGCCUCCCUAUGCAGCCUAUGCUACACCAACCCCCGAGGUCUAUGGCUAUGGUCCAUACAGUGGCGCAUACCCUGCAGGAACUCAAGUUGUCUAUGCCGCCAACGGGCAGGCAUAUGCAGUGCCAUACCAGUACCCAUACGCAGGAGUUUAUGGACAACAACCUGCCAACCAAGUCAUCAUCCGUGAGCGGUACCGAGACAAUGACAGUGACCUGGCUCUGGGCAUGCUCGCCGGGGCAGCCACAGGCAUGGCCCUGGGCUCUCUGUUCUGGGUCUUCUAGAGCCUUCAACAUUUUCUGUGCAUAGCUUCUGUUAGUCCUGUGUGCAGUAAUUUGAUUUGCAGGGCAUUUCUGUUUGUGACAAGUGUCUUUCAUAGUAAUUUAAAUAGUUCUUUUGAAGGUGGUAAUCUAAUAAUUGUGACUGACCUGCAUGGUACCACAAAGAAAGCCCGAGGUAUGCUGUGAGUGAGAGCCUGAGUCCUUCCGGGUACUAGCUUGCACCAAGUCUUUCUUAGGGACUCGCGGAUGGCUUUAUGUAAACACACCCAGUUAAACGGGCGCUUUUCCGUUCAGUUAGGUGCAGUAUUGAAUGGAGGGAUGGCUUUCCUUGCUAUGCCAAUACUAAUACUGCUGAUGGAGGAGGAUGUGUGUAAGUGUGGUGAGGAGAGUCGCAGCUUUCUUUAACUGUGGAAUCUCACUCUAGACCCCUGCUGCAUGUUACCCUAGGAGCUGUGGGCUAGUGGCUCCUGCAAGACUGUGGUGUGAGGACCCCAUAACGUACCCCUUGGAGCUCCUAGGUACCGGCAGGAUUGGCUGCUCAGGAUACAGAGGGCCACCCCCUCCCUUUAAGAACUAUGCUCCAGUAAUCUGUCCAGUUUUAUUUUCUUGUUAUUCUUCUGUUUGCUUUUCCUGAGGAUGAGUGGAAUUAGUCUGGAGUUAGGAAUUGAUUCGAGCCUCCGAAUUCGAGCCUUUGCCUUUAAGCCCUGCUGAAUGAGGAGGUGAGUGCCGUGGGUGGGGGUAUGCUGAGAGCUGCCCUGCUAUUCUCAGUGUCCGUCCGCUUUAGGUAAGCUCAGGCUGCAGAGAGCCUAUAGAGACUAUUUUUCUACUUGUAAAGAAAGUAUGGGGAGGGGAAUUGAGGAGAGCCUUGUUAGAAUGUCCCUGCCUCAGGCCUUCUGUCCUGGAGAGGCUCUUUCUCAGCAGUGGAAGGGAGGCCUCGUGGUAGUUCAGAGUCUCAGGUUUUGAGUGAGACAUGGGAUUGGGUAGAGCAUCUCAGGGAUUUGUUCUAAUUCCUCAUGUUAGCGGGGAUCCAGCCUUGUUCUCAGUCCAGACCCACUCGCUCACCACAGAAGAGCUUAAGACAUUUCUAGUCCCCAAAUGUGUGACACUCUGGGAAGCUCACAAUCUGGCUUUCUGACAAAAAUUUGUAUUUCUAAUAUUAGAGAAUACAUGUUCCACAUACUUAAAUUUUCCGUUCUUUCAUGUUUUAAAGCUCCCAAUUCCAGCUUUGUGACAGGCAUGUUUUAGUUUCAAACAGUACCACCACCACCACCCAAAGGUGGGAUGGCACAGUGAAGGCCCCGCCCUCUACUUUGCAUAGUCUUGUUCCUCCAGGGUGCUCCCAGGAAGCACUAGUUCUGUCUGUGCCCAGCCCAGCGCAUGUGUGCUACCUUGCCAUGCUGCUGGGCAGCUCUCUCUUGGUUAGUUCAAGUCUUCAACAGAUCUCUAUGUGAGACAGUUGCCAAGUAGAUGAGGUGGUGCCCACAGUGCUUUCUCGCUACUCCUUGGGGACCUGUUGACACAGCCCUGCCCAUUUCCAGUUGACGUUUGUUUCUCUGUCAUCUCUGGUAGAUGGGAUAUGUGACAACAUGGUACAGAUGCCAUACAGUGUUGCUUUAAUAAGCAUGACGCUGAUUUUACAUCCUGUACUGUAAGAUUGCCGUUUGCUCACAGUGUCACCAUUGCAAAGCUCCGUGCUUUACUUGCAAAACACAAAAACCAGUGACUAGUGUUACACAUUUAAUUUUGAAGUUAGUUACUGACAUUCCUAAUGCCAUAGAGUACUGAGUUCAUGUCCCUGAAGUACUUUUGAAACAGCAUUAUCUCCUACUGUCCCAUGGGUGUGCCCAGUGGGGCUAGCUGUACCAGGCAGCCGUAGUUGAGCCUGAUCAUUUCCUGUCACCAGUUUGACUUGAUUACAUACCCAGAAUGGAAUACAUUCUCGGGCAUCUCACUUCCUCAGCCCUGAUCCUCACUGACGAGACGCCACCCCUUCGAUGGCUUUCCCGGCGUCGCUUGUACCUCAGUGAGUCAUGAGAUCCAUGAGUUGGAGGGAACUACUUGUCUGGCAUUGAGGAACAUGUCUCCUCCACUGAGACUUUUAAAUAAUGAUACAGGGCUGGAAGAGGCUGGCUGCUGACACUGCGUCGUGGCGCUGAGUUAAGAACCUUCCAUAUGGAUGGCCUGAGGCUGCUUCCUCAGAUCGUCCCUUGCCAGGAAGGCUCGGCUUAGGUUAUUAGUGCCCACAGUAGCCUUCUGGAGUGCAGCAAGUUCGUGCGUUUGAGACAGAAUGGUUCAGAUUUAUCUUCUACAUCUGUUGUUGACCCCAUGUAACCUCUCAUUUUGCCUUCCGGUCUAUGUAGAUGAAAGAUGAAAGGCAGAGGAUGUAGACAGUCUUCUCUGUGAUUGCUUCUGUUAUUCUGUUGCACCUACUGAGCCCGUUUUCUCCCUGUAUGUGCAUACAGUAUGUUUAUAAGUGAAUUUAUCAAAAUAUUAAAUGAUCACUAACCUUAAA